Molecule: messenger RNA, 4305 nt
Organism: Carassius gibelio (silver crucian carp)
Lineage: Eukaryota; Metazoa; Chordata; Actinopteri; Cypriniformes; Cyprinidae
Gene: slc26a6.2
Product: solute carrier family 26 member 6
Exons: 19
Coding region: 291-2525 (744 amino acids)
Biological process (GO): transmembrane transport
Cellular component (GO): membrane
Molecular function (GO): secondary active sulfate transmembrane transporter activity; oxalate transmembrane transporter activity; chloride transmembrane transporter activity
Source: RefSeq, a predicted model, not a curated record
GAUACACAUUAACACAAACUGUGGUAGAAGAGCAGGGCCAGGGACAUUCAUCAAUCCAUUGCUGUCCAGAGCUUCACUACACGAGCAGCAGACCUGUGGAGCUCUCAUUACAAAUCUGGAGACUGGAGAACAUCAUUCAGAAUUGUUCUGGGUCCGUUUGCAUGGACAUUAAAGAUUGAAUUGUCGCUGUGAGGACAUACGUUUCGGGAUCUAUGCCCUGGGUGUGAUCUGGACAGUGAAUUUGAGAAGAAACAUUUUCAGGAUCACAUUUAAGAUAGAGAGGAUUCAAAAUGGAAGAAAAGAUGAAAGACAAAGAUCUCAGGAAAAGGGUGCCAUAUCACAUUCAGAGAGAUGUUCUGGAUGAGCUCGGUGUUGACCAAGUUGCUGAGAAAUCGGAUUUUAAAAUUUCAGCAAAAGAAAAACUCAGAGAUGCUGUCAGGUGUACAGGCCCAAGGUUUAAGAGCUGUUUCCUAUCAUUUGUUCCUAUCCUGGCUUGGCUGCCACGAUACCCUUUUCGAGAAAACGCUAUUGGAGAUCUAAUAUCAGGAAUCAGUGUGGGAAUCAUGCACCUGCCGCAAGGUAUGGCAUAUGCUCUGCUAGCAGCAGUCCCUCCUGUUUUUGGUCUGUAUUCCUCCUUCUACCCCAUUCUCAUCUACUUCAUAUUUGGAACAUCUAAACACAUUUCUGUGGGUACAUAUGCAGUUAUGAGCGUUAUGAUUGGCAGCGUGACUGAGCGCUUGGCUCCAGACUCAGACUUUGUGAUACCAGGCAAUGAUACCAACAGCACCAUCUUGGACAUUGCCAGCCGUGAUGCAGAGAGGGUCAAGAUCGCGGCCACUGUGACUUUCUUAUCUGGCAUUUUCCAGUUGCUCCUCGGCUUGGUUAGGUUUGGUUUUGUGGUAACUUAUCUAUCAGAGCCAUUGGUGAGAGCUUAUACAACAGCGGCCGCCAUUCACGUUAUCGUCUCCCAGCUCAAAUAUUCCUUUGGCAUCAAUCCACAGCGGUAUAGUGGACCUUUGUCUCUUAUAUAUACAGUAAUAGAGGUUUGUGCAUUGCUCGGACAGACUAAUAUUGGUACUCUGGUAGUUAGCAUUGUAACCAUCAUAGGUCUGGUUGCUGCAAAGGAACUUAGUGCCUUGGCGGCGCGCAAAAUCCCUAUUCCGAUUCCUGUUGAGCUGAUCACUAUUGUUAUUGCUACUGUGGUGUCAUGGCAGAUGAAUUUGAGGACUAAAUAUGGUGUUGAAGUGGUUGGAGAAAUCCCAUCAGGUCUGCAGGCUCCUGUGGCGCCCACGGUCUCUCUGUUGGGUUCAAUGGUCGGAGAUGCUUUUGCACUGGCUGUUGUUGGAUAUGGAAUUGCUAUCUCACUGGGUAGAAUUUUUGCCCUCAAAUAUGCCUACAAAGUCGACAGUAACCAGGAACUCAUAGCAUUGGGUCUGUCUAACUCCAUUGGAGGCUUAUUCAAUUGUUUUGCUAUCAGCUGCUCUAUGUCUCGCAGCAUGGUGCAGGUCAGCACAGGGGGAAAGUCACAGGUGGCUGGAGCGAUUUCUUCUCUGGUAAUUCUGGUGAUCUUGUUAAAGAUUGGCGAACUAUUUGAGGAGCUGCCAAAGGCUGUGCUGGCUGCUAUAAUCUAUGUAAACCUGCAAGGCAUGAUGAAGCAGUUUGGAGACAUCAGCUCUCUCUGGAGGACCAAUAAAGUGGAUAUGGUGGUGUGGGUGAUGACUUUGAUCUUGACAGUGUUGUUUAAUCCUGAUAUGGGACUUGCUGCAUCUAUUGCCUUCUCCAUCCUCACUGUCGUCUUCAGAACUCAACUACCAAAAUACUCUAUUCUUGGCCAGGUUCCUGGCACUGACAUCUACAAACCAAUAGAGGACUACAAUCAGGUGAAGGAGAUUCCUGGUAUAAUGAUUUUCCAUUCAUCUGCAACAUUGUACUUUGCCAAUGCUGAAAUGUAUAUUGAUGCACUCUAUGAGAAGACUGGGGUAGACGUGGCUAAACUUCUCUCACACAAGAAAAAACUGGAAGCGAAGAGACUCAGAAAAGAAAAGAAAGCUGCAAAGAAAGCUAAGAAAGAGGCCAAGAAAAGAGCUAAAGAAGCUGUUAAAGCUGCUAAGGGGGAGGAACCACCAUUUUCAGACACAGAUGAAAGUGGGGAAGAAGCAGAGGCAAAUGGAGAUGUGCAUAAAUUGUCAGUCAAAGAACCAAAGGAUGUGGCUGCUGUGGAAGCGGGGCCUGACCAUGACACUGACACCACGCUGCCAAGGGCAAUCAUUCUUGACCUGAGCCCUGUCAACUUCCUGGAUACAGUUGGCGUGAAGACUUUACGCAAUAUCUAUAAGGAUUAUGGAGAGGCUGGUGUACAGGUGUACUUCUGUGGCUGCCAGAGAGGUGUUGUAGAGAGUAUGGAGAAAGGCGAUUUCUUCAACGAGAAAGUAACUAAAUCGAUUCUCUUCUCAUCUGUACAUGAUGCCGUUCUUUACUGUCAACAAGGAAACAGCGAGGAGGUUAUGCAGGGAACACAUUUGUAAAUCCAAACACCAAACAUGAUACGGAACACAGAGCUUGAUUGUUAUUUAUUGUGUAUUUCAUCAUGGGGAAGAAUAAGUUAAGGAGGUGUUUUGAUGAAUAAUUUUUAUUUUUUUGUUUGUUUGUUUGAAUAAUGAGACUCUUUUGAAUGUGAAAUAUCUGAAAAUGGAUCUGCCAUAUAAUGUUAUUGUGUAAGACAAGUCAACUGUAAAAAAAAAAAAAGAAAAAAAAAAGAAAUUCACUUAGUUGUGAAACAUCUAAGAAAUAUGUUAUUCCAGGUUGUGACACUGUAGAGUUCCAGGUACAUAAUGAAUAUAAACUCAGUUUUCACUGUAUAAUCAGACUCUUGCAAAGUUCCCAUUUUACCAAUAUACAAUACUGUUCAAAAGUUUGGGAUCAGUAUUUAUUUUUUAAAGGGUACAUAACAUUUCACCUAAUCUCAAUUUAAUCUUGAGUACCUAUAGAGUAGUACUGCAUCCUUCAUAUAUCCAAAAAGUCUUUAGUUUUAUCAUAGGCUAUUUAUAAGAAAAAUACAGCUUUCCGAUUCUUUCUGGAAAAAGCCGAGCUCCUGGAGGCGUGCGGUGAGCGGAGCUUUAAUACUGAUGUUUCGUGUUCUUUCCAUUAACAUAUCUUCACUUAUGUGCUGAUUUCCAACAAAAUACAGAAAUCUGAUGCAAGUACUUACAUGAAUGGGGUCUUUUAUCACAAGGGACGGCUCCAUGUUUUAAUAGCAAACGAUGUGCAAAUCCAGCGUCGACUUGGACCUUGUUUAUAAAACAUUCGUCACUCAAAUGACCAGAACACACAAAUGCACUUGCUACACUCCAUUGCUUCCCCGGAAAAACAAACUGCAUCCACUGUUCAUGUAACGCUGGGUUCUUGGGGAAGUUGAAAACGGUAAACUUUCCCUCACAUCCAAAAACGCAGUUAUUUGGAGGCAUUCUCGAACAAAUGCAGUGCUUUUCCUGGAGAAAUGUUCAUAUAAGGAGUUCCGCUCUCAUCUACGUCAUUAGAUCCACGAUAAAAAAAAAAAACAGCCCAAACUUGUACCAACCCUAAAGUAAGAUUUUCGGCACAGAAAUUCUCAGUCAUUCUUCCAAAUUAUUUUUUUUUAACUUUGGCCAUGUUUAGCUUGAGAAUCCCUCUCUUUAACACUGUGAACAACUCUGAAUACAUGAAACACCAUUGUAUCCCCCCCCCUUUAAUUGAUCAAAAGUGUCAGGAAAGAUGUUUAAAAUGUUACAAAAUAUUUUUGUGAAAUAAAAGCUAUUGUUUUGAAAUUUCUAUCCUUUAUAGACUCUUAAAAAUGCGAAUCAUGGUUUCUACAAAAUAUUAAGCUGCACCACUUUUGCAAUAUAUAUAUAUAUAUAUAUAUAUAUAUAUAUAUAUAUAUAUAUAUAUAUAUAUAUAUAUAUAUAUAUAUAUACCAUCAAAUCAGCAUAUUAUUAUUUCUGUAGGAUUAUGGGACAUUGAAGGCUGGAGUAAUGGUUGAUGAGAAUUCAGUUUUGCAUCACAAGAAUAAAUUAAUUGGAAUUAAUUUGGGGGGGAAAUAGCAACAGUUAUUUAAAAAUUUGUCAUCAAAAAAUGCAUUGGCAAACAUAAGAGACUUCUUUCAAAAACAUAAAAAAAAAUUAGGACCCCAAACUUUUGAAUGGUAGUGUAAUUAUCAUUAAAAAAUAAAAAUCAGUUUAUGUAUUUUACUAUGCUAUGUAUGCUGUUUGUUAACUUUAUAUGCUUGUGUAUUUAGAAUCAUUCUAACUUAAAUAAACUUUAAUUUUCUUA